AUGUUGUCGCCUUUCUUCUCCCUUUUCAGCAUUCCAGCAAUAGCUUGGACUGCCGUCGCGGGAGAGCAUCGUUUGACCGAGUUCCUGCGCUCUGGACCCGAGCCAAAGGUCCAACUGCGCAAGGUUAAAGAAGCCAUCCACCAUCCACUCUACCGGUCGGACGGAUUCGAUUAUGAUAUCACCAUCUUGGAGUUGGUGGAUCCUUUUAUCUUCGACAAUUUGGUCCAGCCAAUUUGUCUGCCCGACGAAGAUGAGGAUUUCACCGGACAAGUGGCCACGGCAGCCGGUUUCGGCAAGACCGAUCUUGGCAAGUCACGAACUUGA
Messenger RNA from Protopolystoma xenopodis, 324 nucleotides. The record is from the annotation of a GenBank genome assembly. Lineage: Eukaryota; Metazoa; Platyhelminthes; Monogenea; Polystomatidea; Polystomatidae.